UACAAAUGAACCAACCAGGGUGGGGCUUGUAGUUUGUCUACUCCCUCCCAUUGUAUGUCUGCUUAGAUUCACACUGGAGGUGACUGAGGAGCAAUCUGCAAGUCGGGCCUAUGGCUGCCUUAUAUCGGUUCCUGGUUUUAUUUAUCUGGCCAGUUCUCGCCUCUCUACUGUUCUGGACCAUAUUUGGUACGAGCACUAAUGAUUUGCUCCAGGAGUGCCUGAAAGACCCCAACUAUGAAGAGUUCCUGGACAUUGCCAAACAUGGAUUGCCAUCCUCUAAGACACCCAAUCGGAAACAUGUAGUGAUUGUUGGUGCUGGAAUGGCCGGCCUCUCUGCAGCCAAAACUUUGCAGGAUGCAGGACACAGAGUAACCAUAUUGGAAAGCAGUAAUAGAGUUGGAGGUCGUGUCUACACAUACCGAGAUCCAGAAGGCUGGUAUGCAGACUUAGGACCUAUGCGUCUGCCACCUUCUCACAGGAUUGUUCAUGAAUACAUUAAAGAGUUUGGGCUGAAACUAAACCCUUUUAUUACAUCUGAUGAAGACACUUUUUAUUUCUUCAACAAUAUAAGACGAACACACAAAGUUCCCGAAAAGACACCAAAUCUGUUCGGAUUCAAUCUGAGGGCUGAAGAGGAGGGUGAAUCUGUUACUGAUCUGUAUUAUAAAGCGGUGCACAAGUUCCUGAAAGAAACAAACAGAAAUUGCUCUGAAAUCUUGAAAAGAUUUGACAACGCUUCCGAGCGGUCCUUCUUGGCGGAGGAAGGACAUUUAAGCGCAGGAGCUCUUCAAAUGAUUGGACACUACAUGGGAAUAAAUGGUGAAUUUCACAUUUCAUUUUUGGAGUCACUAGUGGAUGAUUCAAUCUUCAACACCACCAGGAUGGAUGAGAUCACAGGAGGUUUUGACCAGUUACCAUUGGCUUUUUCACGCUACAUUGGAAGGGCCAUCAGACUAAAUUCUACUGUAGUUAAAAUAACAAGGAAUCAGAAAUCUGUGAUUGUCCAGUACCGUAAAGACAAGAGCUCUACUCCCACCAGCAUAUCCGCAGACUACGUCCUCAUUACCUCCACCGCCAAGGCCACCAGACGCAUACACUUCAGUCCUCCUCUGAGUAAUGACAAGUACAAUGCUCUGAGCUUCAUUCAUUAUGGAGGUGCCACAAAGAUUUUUCUGAGCUGCACCAAGAGAUUCUGGGAGAAGGAUGGGAUAGUCGGUGGAAAAAGUUCUACUGAUCGACCAUCCCGUAGCAUCUACUACCCAAGUCAUAACUUCACCAAUGGAAGAGGCGUCAUCCUGGCCUCGUACACUUACGAAGACGACUCAAUGUUUUUUUUGCCGCUCAGUGAGGAGGAUUGCGCUGAUGUCCUGCUGGAAGACUUGUCCAUCAUUCAUAGGAUACCGAAGGAGGAACUGAAAAAACUCUGCCCGAAGUCUGUGAUGAAGAAGUGGAGUCUGGAUCCAUAUUCCAUGGGAGCUUUUGCCUUUUUCACACCGUAUCAGUAUGGAGAUACAUAUGAAGUGUUGGCUGCACCAGAAGGCAGAAUUUAUUUUGCAGGGGAGCACACGUUACUUCCUCAUGGCUGGAUCGACACAGCUAUUAAGAGUGGUCUGAAGGCAGCAAAAGAGAUUCAUAGGGACGCCAACAUGUUCCUCCAUCAUUGAAUUCAACUUUAUUUGUGAAGAAUAGCUAUAAAUGCCAAAUUGUCAAGUUUAGAGAACAUAGCUGUACAAAAUAUACUCUGUAUCCAUGCUAAUGUGAAAAAAAUAUAUACAGCAAUACCAAUAAACAAAGUUCAAAAAGUAAAGGAUGUGUGUCGUCACUCAAGCAUAAUCCCCCAUUGAUCUUGAAAGGACAUCUGAUAUAAUAGGGAAAGAUGGCGUUGUUCAGAGGCGGCUCUAGACUUUGUGAGGCCUUAGGCGAAACUUGAACUUGAGGCCCUCACUGAGAUGUCGUCACUACGUAGUGUUGGUUGGCAGCACAG
Hyla sarda is the source of this 1984-nucleotide messenger RNA. RefSeq names its product L-amino-acid oxidase-like. Bases 111 to 1664 code for a protein of 517 amino acids. Gene Ontology annotation, biological process: amino acid catabolic process. The record is from RefSeq and is a predicted model, not a curated record. The transcript has 7 exons. Lineage: Eukaryota; Metazoa; Chordata; Amphibia; Anura; Hylidae. Gene Ontology annotation, molecular function: L-amino-acid oxidase activity; polyamine oxidase activity.